Messenger RNA from Mollisia scopiformis, 907 nucleotides. RefSeq lists its product as uncharacterized. The record is from RefSeq and is a predicted model, not a curated record. Lineage: Eukaryota; Fungi; Ascomycota; Leotiomycetes; Helotiales; Mollisiaceae. The transcript has 2 exons. The coding region runs from base 1 to 786 and encodes 261 amino acids.
AUGGUGCUCUUCUUGGAAUAUGGAAUAUUUCCUGGACUUAGUUUGCCUACUCAGAUCUGGGAUCAAAGUUUGGCUAUCUGGCACGAAAUCAUUUUAAGUCGUGUGUUUGUCGAUUUCAAUGUGUACCACAAAUUGUUCGGUGAAAUGAUUGAGGCGUAUUUGCGGCGUGGUGCAGACUCUAACUUAGAACUGUACAUCCCCGAAGAAAGCUGCGCAGAGAUUAUGGAAAAGAUUUCGGUGGGCAAGCUGUUCAGGAAUACUUUUGAUUUCGAGGUAAGAACAGGGAACAAUGUUUACGAGGCUUCAAAAAGGAGGUCCAUUAUCAGAGUUACACGAGAGUUCCACUUUAUCUUCAAAAGGGGAGGGAAAGCAUCACUCCGAGACUUAAUUGAGUUCUGGGCAUUCGAAAAUGAAGAGGCUAUUCUGCGGAUGAUGGAUAAGAACCUCCAACAACUUGAACUGGAGCCAACGACUAUGCCGCAGGACGAGCAGGAGCAGGCAGAAGAGAGCAGUACGAUGCAACCUUUAGAACGCAUUACUCCUAAACCGAAGGAUCCUUCUCAGCUUCAGUUGGAAUUCGACUCAACAGAAGAUAAACAACAGAAAGAAGCUGGGAAAUUUGAGGUGGUCAUUUCGGAACUCGCACGAGUCUCGAAGCCGCCAACUGGCUUGUUUGACUUGCUACAAGGGUGGAUGACUUUGCUUGCUGCUUUCUUUUCAGGUAUUCUGGUAGCUGUAUUGUUACCUCGAUUAAUGAAUUUUUGGAACGGCGACGUGAUAUGGUAGCAAGGGUAGACAGCUGGAUCACAGGUAUUUAGGUGGGGAGUUCUUCGGUCUGGGAUCCCUGUGAUCUUAUUCGGAAUUAUGUAGGCUUCAGACAUUACCUGUGACGUUGUUCUGCGAAUUU